UAUUUCCAUUUAUUGAUUUUCUCAAAAACUGGUUUGCAUUAUGUGAAACUCUGAGAUAAACCUGAGACACAAAACGCUGACAGACCCGGUACCAGUUCUGCUCUCCAUGCUCUACAAAAUGCUCCGAAUUCACAGAAUGACCUUCUGUGAUGGCAGAACAACUCCUCUUUGGUGGAUCGGGCCCCAAAUCGGUUUCAGGCACACGGCCCCAUGGCUGUAAAUCCGUCAACAGGAUCCUGAUCGCAGCGAUAAAACAUCUCAAACUGCUCAUGUUUGGGUUUUCUUGUUCAUUUUCAGGAUCAUUUUCUUUACUUUGAGUCUCCUGAAGGUCUGGGAAGUCUUCCCGGGUUGAUGAGCAGCAGCAGUUGCUUCCUUCUGGCAGGAUUUGACCUCUGACCUCGCUCCUGUUCCCUCUCACCUGUCAGCCGUCAUCCCGACAGCGACCUCAGAGAUGUGAGCGUUCUGCGCAUGCGCUGUGGAUCCCGUAGGAGCUCCUUCCUGCCAGAUAGUGCUCCCUAACAACAGACAAAGCUUUCCUGCGUGGAUUCCCGGGGAGAGAGUGGAUCGAGGAUCCCGGAUCCCCUUCCAUGGGUCCAGAGCGGCGGUCCGACUGCAGAGCGUAGCUGAGCCUGGAGACGUGGCGGCGCGCCUCGCCGCAGAGAUGGACGACCCGCAGGAGCUGCCGGCCAAGAAGGCGAAGCUGGAGGCCGACGGGGGGCAGGAGUCGCAGCUCAGGGGUCUGAGCUCAGGCGGGACUCCAGCUGCUGCUCUGGCUUCAUCGGAGGAGGACGGCUCCUUCUCCGCUCUGUCUGCGGCCCGGAUGGACCCAGGGGAGCCGGAUCAGGCGAGCGGCGCCAGAGGAGAAUCGGACCGGCCGAUCGGCGACGCCGUCGACUCGUUCUCCCAUCCAGAUGGCGACUCGGCCCAGUCCGACUACAGUCAGCAGGUUUACCAGGAGGCCAGCCCUGCAGUGACGUCCUUCAGCAGCCAGGUGGCGUUCCAGUCCGCCGUCUACUCCUCCUUCCCUCAGAGCGGUCAGACUUACGGCCUCCCGCCCUUUGGUGCGCUGUGGCCAGGUGUGAAGACGGAGACGGGGCUGCCUGAGGCGCCCCCCAGUGGCCAGACGGGGUUCCUCAGCUUCAGCACAGCCUACACCUCCACCCAGCCGGGCCAGCUGCACUACUCCUACCCCAGCCAAGCCUCCAGCUUCACCACGUCCAGCGUUUACUCCAACAUCCCCUCAUCAACCGCCGUCAGCGGCGGCGCCACCGCCGCCGGACCACAGGAGUUCAGCAGCUACAGCUCACUGGGACAGAACCAGUUCUCCCAGUAUUACCACCUUCCUCCCAACUACACGUCCGCCACGCCGCCCAGCGCUGACGAGCACGGCUCCGGUACCGGCGCCGGCGCCGUGGGGUACUCAGCAGUGAAGUCAGAAGAGGCCGCCUCAGCCGGACCGCCCAUAGAUGCGUCGCCGCCUGAGAACCCGCCAGCGGGGGGCGCCAGAGAUCAGGACGAGGUCGGCCGCAGGAACUCGGUGGGAAAGUCCAAAGCCAAGGCCAAGAAGUCUGACGGCUCGCCGCCCGCCAGCAGCGACCUGGAGCGUGUCUUCCUGUGGGAUCUGGACGAGACCAUCAUCAUCUUCCACUCUCUGCUCACCGGAACAUACGCACAGAAGUUCGGCAAGGACCCGGCGACCAUGCUGAACCUCGGCCUGCAGAUGGAGGAGCUGAUCUUCGAGCUGGCAGACACUCACCUGUUCUUCAACGACCUGGAGGUACGGUCCAACAGAACCUCAGAUAACCAAUCAGAACCUCAGAUAACCACCAGAACCUCAGAUAACCAAUCAGAACCUCAGAUCACCACCAGAAUUGACGUCACUCAGAGCUACUUCAGGCUUGGCUGUGAAGCCGGGCCUGGAACCAGAACCUGGACCCGGUGCUGUCGUCUCGCUGCAGGUCUCCUGAACCCCAUAAAGAGGGAGCUGCUGCUGCGGCUGCAGUCGGAGAUCGAGAACGUCACAGACUCCUGGCUCACCACCGCUCUCAAGUCCCUGCUGCUCAUCCAGUCCAGAGGGAAGUGCAUGAACGUGUUGGUGACCACGACCCAGCUGGUCCCAGCGCUGGCCAAGGUUCUGCUGUACGGCCUGGGAGACGUCUUCCCCAUCGAGAACAUCUACAGCGCCACAAAGAUCGGGAAGGAGAGCUGCUUUGAGAGGAUCGUCUCUCGCUUUGGGAAGAAGGUGACCUAUGUGGUGAUCGGAGACGGCCGAGACGAGGAGUUCGCAGCAAAGCAGCACAACAUGCCUUUCUGGAGGAUCUCCACCCACGGCGACCUCGUCUCCCUCCACCAGGCGCUGGAGCUGGACUUCCUGUAGACAUCCUGCGCCUGGCGGCCAUGUUUGGGGGCGGAGUCUGAGUCCGCCCCGCCCUCUAUGGCAGCUAAACUCACCGCCGCUCAGACUGACUCACGCUUCACUUCCCCCGUCUCCACCUGGACGUCCUGCGGAGGACUUCCAGUCCUGGAGACGUCCGUUCGGUUCAAUGUGUUUUAGCCUGGACCCAGAAAGUUCUGCUUCUGGGUCGCUGUGCUCUGCGAACCGGUCCUGCAUGCUCCGACCCGACCCGACCCGAUCCGAACCGAGACGAUGAACACUCGGGUCGUCUUUAAUCCCAAAGAUCCGGAACAUCUCCUGAAAUCCCUGUGAAGGUCUGGAUUCCAACGUCGCUUUCCCUCAACACAGCAGAACUUUAUCAGAACUUCACCAUGGCAACCAGAACCGGCAACUGAGCUCCAGCUGCUGCAGACCGGACCGAACCAGACAGAUUUGUCCUUCAGACACGACCAGGAAGUGGAGCGGAUGUUCUGAUUGGACCGUGAGGAACGUGGACCCGGGGACUCGGCGUAUUUAUGUCCUGUGCCUUUAAGCGCCGCUCCUCUAUCUGCAGCUUCUUCGUAUCAAAGUGUUAUUUUUCCAUUCAGACGCUUCUUCAUUUCCCCGUUCUGCCGGCAUUGAGACCCGGAGGCUCUCCGUCCGGCGCCGACCCGAACGCGGCUCCGAUAAAGUCUCUCCGUGUUUCGGUUCAUCUCACCAGACGCUCCUUUGGUCAGGAGCGUCGCUUAGUUGCUGCGACAAUCACAGGUCAGGUUACUGCGGGAAAACUGCGGCAGGAAAUCACGACAGAACCUCCGGUUCUGGAGAACUUUGAGACAUUUUGGUCAGAACCUGCAGGUUGACAGGAAAUCUCCUGAAAUCUAUGGAAACCAGUCAGACCUCAGGCCCGGUUCUGACCCCGGUCCCGGUUCUGACCCGUCUUGGUUCUGAACUCAGUGCUGGUUCUGACCCGUCUUG
Molecule: messenger RNA, 3352 nt
Organism: Poecilia reticulata (guppy)
Lineage: Eukaryota; Metazoa; Chordata; Actinopteri; Cyprinodontiformes; Poeciliidae
Source: RefSeq, a predicted model, not a curated record